Tigriopus californicus is the source of this 3317-nucleotide messenger RNA. RefSeq names its product influenza virus NS1A-binding protein homolog. Gene Ontology annotation, molecular function: protein binding. Lineage: Eukaryota; Metazoa; Arthropoda; Copepoda; Harpacticoida; Harpacticidae. Bases 443 to 2809 code for a protein of 788 amino acids. The transcript is spliced from 8 exons. The record is from RefSeq and is a predicted model, not a curated record.
UCGUCACCCACUCUGGUGUGUUCCUUGUUCCAAGUGUCGAGGGUCAGCCUCAAGGAAGUUUGCCACAUCCGUGUAGUGUCCAAAAUGGACAUACUGGUGGCAAAUCUCGACGAUGGAGCUGGUUUCGUUGUAGUUCAAGUUGUCUUCAGGGCACCCAGUUGCCCCAUUUGACAUUUAUUUUGUCCCACGAGGUGAAUCAUUCAAACUCUCCGUCCGGAGCCAGCUACCCAACCUUUGCAGUACGCGUUUCAUUGCAUCUUCGUAACUUCAUGCCCACGUUUGUCUCAAAGAGUUCCUUUUGAGAAAGAAUGGCCACUCAUGCAACAAACGGCACCAAUCAUUGAGACUUUCCUCUUCCCGGACAAUCUUGCCCAACAACACUGGAUUUUACACAUAUCUAUUUUUGUAAGCACCGCGUUCCACCACAUUUGAUCUUUUCACAAUGAGUUUAAGACUGUUUGACGAUUUCAAUAACUCGCACAUCAAAGACAUGUCCAAGAAACCUUCAACCAUGGAUAACGAUGAUGAUAGCGAGCCCGAGGGUGUGAUGCCCCGCCCGGAUCUCUUAUGGGAGGACACUCUGCUCCAUGGAAGAACCCUCCAAGCCCUCAAUCAAAUGAGGAAGGACAAGCAUUUCUGCGAUGUCACUCUCCAGAUUGACAAGCAGGAUUUCCCGGCCCACCGUGCUGUUUUGGCCGCAGCCAGCCCGUACCUGUUGGAGUUGUUCACUUCUCGGAGCGACAGACCUACCAGAAAAGAGGAGGAAGGCGUUACUGGAGUGAUCUAUGAACUCAACGGAGGCUUCAAUAAGGAAGCCCUGGAAAUCUUAAUUGAAUACGCUUAUACAGCCAGGCUCACCGUACCGGCCCGCAGCAUUAGGACCGUGUUCCUGGCUGCAAUCAGACUUCGGAUGGAACGCGCUUCUCAUGAAUGUGCAAAAUUCCUGGCUGACCAUAUUAAUGUAGAGACAUGCUUGGAACUACGGAAUAUGCCUGGGAUAACCAAGCUCACAGAUCUCGUCAACAAAGUGGAUUCGUAUAUCCAGAGCAACUUCGGAUCGAUCCAGGAGAGCCGGGGAAUGAUGGCAUUGCCCCGUAUUUGCAUCGAGGUCCUACACAACACCAAAGUGGAUAUUGAGGCCGCUAAAUCCGAGCCCUUGUGCCAAUUAGCCCUCGAUUGGAUUCAUAUUCAAUGGCUGGAAGAUGAAAAACUGACCUUGGAUUCCAUGACUACGAAGCGACACUUGCUAUAUGUUGGCCGUGAAAACAAACUUGAGGAUUGCAAGGGAAUCGAGGAAGGAUCGCCAAAUGACUCGGAAAUCAUCCAAGAUUAUAAAAAGACCAAUCAGAAACAGCUUCCUCGGCAAAUGAAAAAGAUUCGAAGACAUUCGUCCAUGAAGCCUGCUAAGCCACGAGAACUCCUCUACUCUCGUCACAUAAACCAAGACGAAGAAAAAACCGGGGAUGUCAUUGAAGAAUGGAAAAUGAUUGCUUGUAGCAAUCUGGACGAUAAGACUAUCCUUGGUCUUGUGACCGUGGAUGGGCUCUUGGCCGUGGUUUCAAUCAUACAACGCCUGUAUAGGCCAACCACUCCAGACAUGACCCAACCUAUUUUGACUGCUGCGGCAGGUCUCACCUUAGCUUUGGCCAACGGCUCGCGAAAAAAUUCCAAGGGUACUUCACCUACCAUGUCCAGACCACCAUCCGAGGAAUCCGACCUCUACGAUCCCUUGCCCAAUAUGGCGUCGCCUCGUUGUGCCGUGGGGACUUGCCAGCUCGAUGGAAAACUCAUUGUUUGCGGAGGCUACGACCGUGGCGAGUGUUUGAACAAUGUCGACGCUUUUUCUUUGGAAUCGAAUUCGUGGAGCGCAAUGCCUCGCAUGUCGAGCAAACGCGGUCGAUUUGAUACGGCAGUUUUGAAUGGGGUCAUCUAUGCUGUCGCAGGGAGUAACGGCCAUUCCGAGCAACAUACCGCCGAAAAAUUCAAUCCGGAAACGGGCAAAUGGACAAGCAUAGUGAACCUCCCGUUUCCAGUUGCCAACAUUGGACUCUGCAGCUUGAACGGUUCCAUCUAUUGCAUCGGAGGAACCUACGGUCAAUCAGGCAGCAAGAAUUGCUUCAAACUGGCCGCAGAUGAAUCCAAAUGGGAAAGAAUUGCUCCCCUGCAAUUAGGUCGAUCCCAAGCUGGAGUAGCCUCUUUCCAAGGCAAGAUUUGGGUUGUAGGAGGUUGCGAUGCCUGGAAUCCAGUUGCUUCCGUGGAAGUCUAUGAUCCGGAUAGCAACUCAUGGAAACUUGGUCCACCCAUGACCACACCCAGGAGAGGAUGUGGAAUUAUCAACAAAAAUGGCCUCUUAUACGUCAUUGGUGGCUCAGAUGGAACCAAAUCUCUCUGCACGGUCGAGAUUUAUGAUCCUCGGAUGAAUUUGUGGACUUCCGGUCCAAAUAUGACAUCUUGUCGGGCUAAUGUAUCUGCCAAUUUGGUGGAUGAUCGUAUCUGGGCCGUUGGAGGAUUCAGUGGAAAAAACUUUUUGAGCACGAUUGAGUAUUUGGAUCCGGUUCGAGAUGAAUGGACCACUUACAUCGCAAGAAAUCCCACACCCAAAGCCUCUCGUGGAUCGCCAUUUACUGUAGAACAGGUGGCCGAGGAUGAUCUUACACCCGUUAAUCUAGAGGAAAGUCGAUCUUUCCAAACCGUCCUUGGUCAAGCUAAGAUCAUGAACAACGUAGAACCAUCAGAAAAACGCGUUACCAUCGCGGAAGAUCCUCCCGAAAGCAAUGGUGGGGAAGAAGAGAAUGUGUGUCCUCAAUGACCUGUUAUGCAAACUGAAGCCUCGUUGAAGUUCCUUCCUUUGAAGUGAAAAAAUGGAUCUGAGCAAGAAAACAUCAUCUGGAGAAAGUUCUUCAACCCAUAAGUUCUUCAACAAUGCCGGAAUUAUUUAUUAAAAAGACGAAAAAGAAGAGGAUGAAGAAUAAAGUAUUGUGUAUAAUUGUACCACCCACAUUCACCGAGAGGGAAAAAGAGUUUCCACGUUUUCACCCAAAACUACACUCAAUCAAGUUUUGUUUUUUUUUAUACAUAAAAAGGAAUAUUUUAAAAGUAAGCAAUAUGUGUUCCCUGGUUCAAUGUUGAAGACACCCCAAUGUUCGAAAGGGAGAAUCGCUCCAAGAUAUUAAUUCAAAAAUAACCAUCUCCUCAAUCACUCUGUACGCCACAUCGGCAAAAAUACCACCGUCAAAUCGGUCAUGGCACACCAGAGUGAAAUGUAUCAUUUCACAUUACGAUGUAUGAUCUGUAUGAAUAUAUUUUUAUGAAAGCUG